This is a messenger RNA of Caenorhabditis sp. 36 PRJEB53466, 1903 nucleotides long. The record is from the annotation of a GenBank genome assembly. Lineage: Eukaryota; Metazoa; Nematoda; Chromadorea; Rhabditida; Rhabditidae.
AUGGCUCAAAAGAAGAGUCUUCUGAUUGUCGGCGCUGGCGCCUCGGGCCUUCCGUCUCUUAGACAUGCCCUGCUCUACGGAGUCGAUGUGACCUGCUUGGAAGCGACCGAUCAGGUCGGAGGACUUUGGAAGUACAAGCCGCAAGAAACAGAGUGUGAGUUUGAAAAGGUACACUUUUAAAGGGUGGUCUUCCGGUUGUAGUAUCGUCUGUGAUGAAGACUACCGUGAUCAACACCUCGAAGGAAAUGACUGCGUAUUCGGAUUUCCCUCCAGAACCCACAAUGGCCAAUUUCAUGCACAACACCGAAAUGCAUAGAUAUCUCGAAAGCUAUGCAAACCAUUUCGGUCUUCUGAAGCACGUGAAAUUCAAUCACAAGGUGAACUCCAUCGACAGAAACGAGGACUACGAAAAGACCGGAAAGUGGAAGGUCAACUACACCGACGAGUGAGCACUUCCGGGGUACUUUGAGCAACAACCUCUUCUUUUUUUCAGCCAAGGAGCCACUUACGAUGCCACCUUCGACGGUGUUCUCUUGUGUUCCGGUCAUCACACCAUCCCGCAUUGGCCUCAGAAGUUCGAGGGACAAGACGAUUUCAAGGGUCGUAUUAUUCAUUCUCAUAGUUACAAGGUGAGCCGCCGGUCAUUUUAUGGCCAUCAUCACUCACUUAUCAGUUACGCGGGACAUCAAUAGUGUCGCCGACUAUACAUUGAUACGGUUUCCUCUUGUCCAUCGAAUCACAAUACUUCAGGAUCAUCGGGGCUACGAGGACAAAGUGGUUGUUGUCGUGGGAAUCGGAAAUUCAGGAGGCGACGUGGCAGUCGAGCUGUCUCGCAUUGCAAAACAAGUGUAUCUGGUCACUCGCCGUGGAACAUGGAUCUUCAAUCGCAUCUUCGACUACGGAAAACCAAUUGAUAUUGUGAUGAACAGGAAAGUGUUCUCCGACAUCAGAGGAGUCGUCCCCGAGUGGCUGUCGAACACAGUGGUCGAGGCCAAGUUAAACAUGCGAUUCGACCACCAAACGUACGGAUUGAAGCCGAGCCACAGAGUGUUCGGAGCCCACCCGACUGUCAACGACGAACUUCCUAAUAGAAUCGCGUGCGGAACUGUCAGAAUAAAGCCGAACAUCGUCAAGUUCUCCGAAAACGGAAUGAUGUUCGCAGAUGGAACCAAAUUAGACCAUGUGGAUGAGGUUGUGAUGUCGACCGGAUUCUCGUUUGAGUUCAAUCUAGUCGAAAAGGGAAAUCUCAUCAAAGUUGACGAAAACCAAGUGUCUCUGUACCAGUACAUGCUCCCAGUCGAACUCGGAAACCACAACUCUUUGGCCAUCAUCGGACUCGUCCAGCCGUUCGGAUCGAUCAUGCCGCUGUCUGAAAUGCAAUCGAGAGUAUUCUUGGAGCAGUUCACAGGAAAAAACGUCGUCCCGAGCAAGGAACGCAUGGAGGACAACGUGCUUCAAAAGCAAGAGGAAAUGUCCAGAAGAUAUGUGACAAGUCGGAGACACACUAUUCAGGUGGAUUACGUGGACUACAUCGAAGAGCUCGCCAAGCUCAUCGGCUGCACUGUCGAUAUGAAAGCUCUUUGGAAACAGGAUCCAUGGCUCGCCGCCAAGGUUCGUUUCUGUGCUAUUUCAGCUAAUCACGGGCCCUUUUGACAGGUGUACUUCGGCCCGAGAGUUCCGUACAUUUACCGUUUGAACGGUCCUCACAAGUGGGACAAGGCCAGAGAAGCAAUUAUGACCGUCGACGAGAGAAUCCUCAUGGUGGACAUAGUUUAGGAAAUUAAACAACUGGCAUUGGUUUCAGGCGACAAAUGACAAUUCCCUGGUGGAACCCGACUAUUCCCUUCUCUACACGGUCGGAGCCGUCCUCGCCCUACUGAUUGCCCUUUACAUCAUAUUCUGA